AUCACCUAUCGACAUGGAGCAAUCUAUGCAAAAGAAUUCGGAUUCAAGGGGCUGUUUGAAGCGCUUGUGGGCAGGAUUACAUCCGACUUCCUUUGCAACUACGACCCUAUCAAGGAGCGAUGUUGGAUUGCCGAGACAGACGGCGAGUUUCUAGGGUGCAUCAUGCUCAUCAAAGAGCUUGAAACACCAAGCACAGCAAGAGUGAGAUGCUUCUUGGUGGAGGACUGUGCGCGAGGAUCUGGCUUGGGAACCAGCUUGAUGAAAGGCUGCAUCGAUACGGCAAGAGAAUUGGGUUAUGGGCAUCUUGUGUUGUCAACGAGCAACUUGUCUGGCUCCGCGCGCCGCUCGUACGCCAAAUUUGGGUUCAGGCUAGAGAGUAGGAUAGAACGUCAAGAGUUGGGAAUUCAACAUGUUGGAGAAACAUGGGGGGUGGAAUUGUGA
Messenger RNA from Colletotrichum graminicola M1.001, 441 nucleotides. RefSeq names its product acetyltransferase. The transcript has a single exon. The record is from RefSeq and is a predicted model, not a curated record. Gene Ontology annotation, molecular function: N-acetyltransferase activity. The annotation marks the transcript as partial. NCBI's taxonomy places the organism in Eukaryota, Fungi, Ascomycota, Sordariomycetes, Glomerellales, Glomerellaceae.